AUGGACGUUUAUUUUAAAUUAUUUUAUUUUAAUGUGACGCGCCUUCUUCUCUACCAACAUCAGAAAACGAAAAUAAAAGCACAACAUAUGCACUUGAAGAAGGAUGCAGAAGCUGUAAAGGUGAACGUCAACUACUUUCCUUCACAUCUCUCAAAGGGGAAGAAAGAAAACAAUUGUACGUCCACUUUGAAUUAUACAAUGAGUUCAAAGGAGUCGAAACCAUCCGGAAAGCGUGCGUUAUCUCUAGACGAUUUGGUCAACCAUGAUGACAAUGACAAAGUAAAACUUCAGAAACUAGGCUCUGAUAUUAAAGAAGAUGAUAAUAAUAAUAAUAAUAAUAAUAAUAAUAAUAAUACCACUAUAAAUGGGCCCGCCACUGGAUCCAUUGACUUGUUAAACUCUACUACUAAUACUAGUAGCGUUAUGGAAAUCAGCAAUCCUCAACCAAAAGGUGAAAUUAUUACUACUAAACAGCGUGGUGAUGAGAUAUCUCCAAGAUUACCGCCAGCUGAAACCAUUGACCAUCAUCAAGAUAAUAACAAAUUGAAAUCAAGAACCCUUUCACAAAUGAUGGAAGAUGGAGAAGAUGAAACUGACACCGAUGAUGAUGUUGUAGGAAAUGGAGAAAUCAAAUUUGAUUCCCCUAUGGCUUUUGAUUACGAGAAGCAAGAUAGGUCAUCACCUUUGAAAACCUCUCCUGGUCCAAAAAAACUGGUAUCUACAUUAAAGAAAGAAGCUGAUUUAAAACCAAAGGAAUCCUUGGAGAAGAAACUUGACGAGUCUAAAAAAACUGAAGGAACUAACAAUAAAGUUGAAAAGUCCAAUGUAGAAGAACCUAUAUCCGCUUUAAAUAAUGAGAAAACAUCAUCCAAAGCAGAAAAGAUAGAUAAUAUAUUUGAAGAAAAGGCUUCAUUACAAUCUAAGAAAAAUAAUGUUAAGAAAGAUCUUCAGGUAUUGAACGAAAUUCGUUCCGUAUCAAGACCAAGUAAAUAUAAAAAUGCCCCCAUUUGGGCUCAAAAAUGGAAACCAACAGUAAAAGCGUUACAGAAUAUAGAUACUAAAGAUUUUAAAAUUGAUUCGUCUUUCUUAAAUAUUAUUCCAGAUGAUGAUUUAACUAAAUCGGUUCAAGAUUGGGUCUAUGCCACUAUACAUUCUAUUGCACCCGAUUUAAGACCGUUUAUUGAAUUGGAAAUGAAAUUUGGGGUUAUUAUAGAUGCUAAGGGACCAGAUCGUGUAUCACCCCCAAUAUCAUCUCAGGCAAUCUUUACAGAUAUGGAUUCACAUUUGACUCCUAAUGUCGAUGAAUCAUUAUUUAAAGAAUUGAAUAAAUAUAUUCAAGGUGUUAGUGAAUUAAAUGAAAAUUCAGGAAAGUUCAGUAUAAUUGAAUCUCAUACGAGAGAUUCGGUGUACAGAGUUGGGCUCUCAACUCAAAGACCGAGGUUUUUAAGAAUGAGUACAGAUGUUAAGACUGGACGUGUGGGGCAAUUUAUAGAGAAGAGACAUGUAGCACAAUUAUUAUUAUUUUCACCAAAGGAUAGUUAUGAUGGCAAGAUUUCUAUCAAUUUAGAACUUCCCGUACCGGAAAAUGACCCGCCAGAAAAAUAUUUAUCUCAAAGUCCAGUGAGUCAGAGAACCAAAGAACGUAUUAGUUAUAUUCAUAAUGAUUCAUGUACAAGGAUCGAUAUUACGAAGGUGCAUAAUCAUAAUCAAGGAGUGAAGGCGAAGGAUGUGGAAGUAACGCAUGAAAUUGAAUUAGAAAUAAAUACACCUGCCUUAUUGAGCGCAUUUGAUAAUAUUUUAAAUGAUAGUAAAGAAUAUGCUUCUGUCAUUAGAACAUUCCUGAACAAUAGUACGAUUAUACGUAGAAAAUUAACGUCCUUAUCCUAUGAGAUAUUUGAGGGCCAAAAGAAAAUUUAA
Molecule: messenger RNA, 1917 nt
Organism: Naumovozyma dairenensis CBS 421
Lineage: Eukaryota; Fungi; Ascomycota; Saccharomycetes; Saccharomycetales; Saccharomycetaceae
Gene: CET1
Product: polynucleotide 5'-phosphatase
Exons: 1
Coding region: 1-1917 (638 amino acids)
Biological process (GO): 7-methylguanosine mRNA capping; polynucleotide 5' dephosphorylation
Cellular component (GO): mRNA capping enzyme complex
Molecular function (GO): polynucleotide 5'-phosphatase activity
Source: RefSeq, a predicted model, not a curated record